AUGAGUGCUGAAAUAGAUGCUCACAUAACGAAGAAAUAUGAAAUCAAAAAGCGUUUGGGAAAAGGAGUAAGAUCGUCGUUCGUGCCGUUAAAAUUUGGUGCGAUCCGCGCCAUUUUACUGUUUGGCGCUUCGUCCUGUGACCACCAGCGUGAUUUGAUUCGGGUUUAUUUUCAUGUUUAUAGGCUUAUGGAAUCGUCUGGAAGGCCAUAGAUAGGCGAACAGGAGAAGUUGUUGCUGUAAAAAAGAUUUUUGAUGCUUUUAGAAAUCAAACAGAUGCUCAGGUAUGCUUUGAAAUUGAACAUUAAAGCUUACAUUAGUAUGUAAGCUUUACAAAAUGUUUGAUCAUACUGCUUUGUUUGAAUGAGUAUAUAUCCUUGCUCAUUACGUUUUUAUCCUUCAUUUCAGAGGACCUUUAGGGAGAUUUGUUUCCUUCAGGUAUGUAGAAUCGAGUCAGUUUGGUUUAACCUUAAGCAUACUAGAUAGAUAUUGCUGUGUGUUUCCGCACAGCAUUUCAAUGGAUGAAGCUCCUUUCCGCCGCUCUCGAUCUAAUCCGUCCUGUACUUAUUUGAUUCCAGGAAUUCGGAGACCACGAAAACAUCAUAAAACUGCUAAAUGUCAUCAAGGCAGACAACGAUAAGGACAUCUAUUUGGUUUUUGAAUAUAUGGGUACGUUUUUAUUAAAAAUUUUCAAGGUUUUGCAUCGGUGUGGCAUAGAUCUAAGCUUAACUUUAACCUUAGAAUAUUUUAUUGAGCUUAAGCUUACUGUACAAAUAUUGUCCAAAAAUUGAUUUCUAGUUUCUCUCUGAACUUUUCCAAAUUUCUUAAGGAGCAUUAAAAUAUUCGGCGUUAGCGUCUGUUUUCUUUGGCUGGUAGAGUUGAUUUGCAUGUCGAUGUAAAUAUUGAGACGUAAUAAUUUGAGCUGCCUGCCAAAUUCCUACCUUUCAAGAGUAUAUAAAUAUAUGGCUUACAGAGGAGAAGAACUUAUAUUUAGUGAAUAUAACAUUAAAAAUAACUGCUGCAAUUACGUUUGCAGCGUGAUUUUUUUCGUGAAAAUUGUUUCUAAGGUAUGGGUUUGUGCAAAGUACACUUAAUCUGCAUUUUACUUAUAAAUAAUCAACCGCAGAAGCUGUAACCAUUAAUUUCUUCCCUUUUUGUAUCAAUCGUGACUUAAAAAACGUUAUCGGAGGUACAAUAUUAUUUUUAUGGAACUGACGUCUUUUCAUGGAAUUUUGGUUCUUGGUAAACAUAAACAAUAUUUUGAAGCCAGCAUCAUUUGUUUAAAGUUUUAAUGACCAUGGGAAGGUUGAGUGAACUUAUCUUUUAUUUUAUUUUAUCUCUUUGGGAAAUCGUCUGGGAAGUUUGUUACAUGAUAUGAAAAAUGUGUUAAGGAUUAUUUUCUCCUUCCUAAUAUUCCUGUUGAAAAAAGAUGUUAGAACUUGUUUCAAAGUUUGUUGCCAAAUCAACUCAAAUCUAAUACAUUUUGACACCUGUUACUCAGAUUUUGUUUUGAUUUGUUUCUACAGCAGUUAACAGAGAAUUACUGGUCAGAUUUCUAGAACAUUCUUACACAUACUUGUGUGUUUAGAAUCUUAUUGAUUCCAUUAAUUAAUGGGAAGCAGUCCCAAUAGGCAAAUUAAUUUUACAAAAUUAAUGUAAUUCCUGUGCAUUUGCUUAUUGUAGACACUGAUCUCCACAAUGUUAUAAAGAAAGGCAACAUUCUGAAGGAUAUACAUAAAAGAUAUAUUAUGUACCAGGUAAAGGAUUAUCAAAAUAAAUUUCUAUAUAUUCAUGUUUCUAAUUCUUAAUACCGGUAUAUGUUAGCCACCUUAACUCUGGGAUGAAGCCAAGAGCUGGCUGCUGGUUAAUUUCACCAGCUAGAAAACCACCACUGGCUCAAAUUACUCUGGAAAACAGACAUCUGGUAAUUUUGAAGACCAAAUGCCAGCUUGACUCAUAAAGGAACUUGCCUUGCUUUUCCUCUUCAGUUUAAUUUUUUAAAAGGCUUCAAAUCUUUAUACCAACAAGUACACAGAAUUAUUCAGUACUAUCAAAUAUGUCUAGUCUAAAGGAAGAAGUUAUGAUACAGAAUGAUGCAGUUUUCUUGUGUCUUGCACUUUAUUGCUCUUCUAUUCUAAACCUUUUACAACAAUUAUUAUUUUAAAAUUAUCUCAAAGAAUUAUUAACCAUGUUCUUAAAAAGUUCCUUGUUCUCUUGUGGCUAGGAUAGACACAGCAGCAAUGAUCACAAUUUAACAUCUGUUACGCAGUUAAACCAUAAGCACUUGCUAUAUUGCUCUUGUGUUGUUUAUAUUAUGAAGUGUGGUUAUUAUGACACAUUUCCCACAGUAGAUUCUAUUUUAAAUCUGAACGAUGUCAUCAUUCUUUGAGCGAACCUAAAGAAUUUGUUUUGUACAUUUACAUGUACAAGGUUUUUUUUUCUUAAAACCCAUGGUGAAAACAAUCAAAAGCUAUUGCUCAAUAAAACCUGCAUUUAAUUCAGUUCAUUUAAAUUUCAUGUAUAAUAAUCACAUGCUUUAAGUUGGGUUGUGAACAUCACAUCCUGUUUAGGUAGGCAUUUCUUGGUGAUCUAAGUAGGUCAACUUGGUAGUGUACAAAAAUGCUGGCUGAUUACGUAGGUUUUCCAGAUGGUUGCAUUAUACAAUCAGAAAGGCCUAAUAUACAACAAAGAAGAUAGUAUUUGUGCAAUUUCAGUGGCAUUAGUUCUGUUAUGGAUGGUUCUCAAAAUAAUGCUUUCUCCCACAGAUUUUAAAGGCAGCUUACUACUUACACUCUGGAAAUGUAAUUCACCGAGAUCAGAAGGUAUUUUGUUUUUUUGGAUUAUUUUAUGUCAAUACAUUGAUUAUUAAUUUUUUUUUAUGAUGAUAGUAGCUACCUCAAAGCAUCAUGCUCGGUUAUGUUAUGAUAGACUUUAUGAUGAAUGAUGACCUAGUUACAGUAGUUGAGGUUCUGCGUACACUGUAGUUGAUAAGCCAUAUUUUGUUUGUUUAUUUUUGCAGCCAAGUAAUGUCCUUUUAGACUCCGAAUGUUUUGUAAAAGUAAGUCAUUGUUGUUUUAGUACUCUCAUUUUGUUUAAGUAACAUUAUUAAGGGGGGAGUGUGAAGUAAAGCUCAAGUGUCAAUUUUGUCUUCGGUUUGUCUUCUAUGCCCUUGUAAAUCAAGGGGAGUAUUCUAUAUACAGUAGCAGUCAAUUGGUUGUGGAUAUGUCCAAUAGUUUUUGCUAAUUCCUGACAUUCUCAAGACUUUAUUGUCAAACCUUAUGUCAAUACUUUUUUCAGUAUGUGUGAUUUUUAGGGAGUUGUUGGUGAUUUCACCAUGAUUUAGGGCAGCCUUGUGGCCUUAACUUAGGUGAAUGAAAUUUAGUACCCCUUAAUGGUGAUUUUUGCAUGGGCUUGUACCAAUUUCCGUUAGCUCUUAUUGUGUACAAGCAGUACACUUAUGCAUAUGAUAAGAAUUACUCUGCCCCAGAAUACCUUGCUUCAAACCUCGCAGGCAGAUUGUGCUAAAAUCACAGCAAAAAUCACUGCUCUUGUUGCAUGACAAAUCAUGCAAUAAGAUCCAUAUUAAGUGAAUGGCCCUUUACAUGGUAAGAAAAUUGUGUGAAAUGUGAUACUAAGAAAUGUCUAUGAUAGUACAGGUAUCAAUAAGGAAAGACUCAGUGUAUUUAAUUGUAGGUUGUUCUAUUUGACAUGGCUGUUUGAAGUGUUAUAAAAUGUUAACCUUGCUGUUCUUUUUUAUUUACAGAUCUGUGAUUUUGGUCUUGCCCGGUCAGUGACAAACAUGACUCAGGAGGCUGGUGAUCCUAGUUUAACUGAUUAUGUUGCCACUCGCUGGUACAGAGCACCUGAAAUUCUUCUAGCUUCACCACGGUAACCAACAUUCAUGUGAUUCAAUUACAUCAUAGCUGCAAGUUGCUUGUAACAAAAGUAAAAAUGAUGUUGAUAUCUUUUAAGCCUUUCUUAGUGAUGUUCUGUCUUUUUUUGGCAGGUACACAAAAGGUGUUGAUAUGUGGUCUUUAGGAUGCAUUUUAGGAGAAAUGCUUUUAGGUAAAUUAACAAGUGCAGUAUCCAGCAAGAUAGUUUUCAAUGUUUUAUCUAUAUUCACAUCUGCCAUUUCACUGGUUAUUUAAUGAGGGUUGCAUAAUCACUUUAUUUCUUCAUUUUAGGAAAGCCACUUUUCCCUGGCACAUCAACUUUAGAUCAGAUUGAGAAAAUUAUGACAGUAAUUCCUACCCCAUCUAGACAAGGUAUGAAUACAAAAAAUAGUAACCAUGAAAUAUGUUAGUAGAAUUGAAUAGCUUAUCCAGGUGGGCCUUGGUUUGAAUAGUGGUCUCACCAGAGAGCUCAUGCCACUUCUUAUGCCAGUGGAAGGAAAUGCAAGCUGAAUACCCCCUGCACAAAUAUUAGGCAGAUUUAGCAAAGACAACGUGACAGCAGUGACAACUGUGUGCGCAAAUAAAAAACUCGACUUGACCAAUCGCAGACCGACAAAUUGAGCACUAGAAGUCAUGCUCAGUCAUUUUCACGUGCUUUCCCGUCCUAAACUGAUGUUCCCUUUCUGUUGCUAAAUCACACUAGUACAUCAACAGUACUUUGCUCUUCUUUUAAUGUUGUGUUCUCAUAGCCAAAGGACACAUGUACUGGAAAGAGGAGUAAUGUUUGUCCAACUAAGAAAUAAAAAAGUAAUAUAAUAGUUUCUUUAACAGUUCAUUUAACUCUUUGGUAAGCUGUAAAUAGUAAAUAAUGCUACUAUCAAAAAAUUAGUGGCUCUAUGUAUCUCACAGCAACAUUAAUGUGAGUUGUUCACUAAACAAAUGCUAUGAAUGUUGCUGAGUUUUGUUUUAAUUUGGUUGGUUAGUCUUUUGGUUGCUUACAUGUAUGUAUACUACCUUAAAAGAAGCAUGGACUCAUGUCUUGCAUAAGACAACUUCUUUGUUGAGCUGUGUUUUGGAUUGUUUCAUUUUAGAUAUUGACAGCAUCAAGUCACAGUACAGUUUGUCAGUGUUGGACAGAAUGGCCUGCAAACCCAAGAGGAGCCUUGAAGAAAUGAUACCCACUGCACCACCAGAUGGUAUUGAUUUGCUAAGGAAACUUCUCCAGUUUAACCCUGAUAAGAGGCUGACAGCAGAACAGGCUUUAACACAUCCUUUUGUGGCGAGAUUUCAUAACCCUGAGGAAGAACCUGCCAUGGAUUAUGAUGUGAUUCCUGCGCUGGAUGAUGAUGUACAGUUGACUGUUGAGGAGUAUCGUGUUAAACUUUAUGAGGUAGGUACAUUAUUUUACACUAAGUUGUGAAUUACUUGUUACAUACGUGUUGUAGUGGCUUGAGCUUUUAUCCGAGUUAUUUCUUGCUAGAGUUAGCACCAAGCAUCAUCAUAAGAGUCCUUAUAAAUUUUCACCAUGGAAGUGUCCUACUGCCUCUUGAAACCAAGGCUUUAACUUAGUGUUUUCAGUCUGUGGGAAAAUAAUUGCUGAUAAGAUUUUGUGUUUACAUCACACUGGUGUCAUGAGGUGUUUAGGUCUGUGAGUGAGGUAGUAACUUGUAAGAUCAAUUCAAUUAAGACCUCAUGAAUUUUAUUCUUCAUUGUGUAUAGAGUAUCAUCCAGAAGAAAACUAACAUCAGAAGACAAAGACGGGAAAUUUUCCUUCAGGAUCAGAAGCAGAAGCAAGCACAGGCUGCUGAAAAGUCAAGACAACAGGAAUACCAGCCUCUACGGCAAGUUGAAAACUAUUCUUACGCAGCACCAAGCAAUGUACAUGCCGACCGUUCUCCACACAGUUCACCUUCCAAGCCACCACUGCAAAAGAGUGAUGGUGUCACAGUAGCGUUUGGUAGAACAACAAAGUAUCAGCAUCAGCGUUCACCAUCUGCUGGCAAGAGUAUGGUCAGGAGACAUAGCUUGGAAAAUGAUAGUGUAAGUUGUAGUUUUUGUUGCUUGGCAUAGUUCAUUAGGAUCAUAGCAAACUUUAAAACUAGUGAAACUGCUGUUUUAGUUGAUCACUUUUUAGCCUAAGUGCAGACAACUCCUGUUUUAAGGAAAGGGCAUUGAAAGAGAGCAAUAAUUUUGGCCAAUAAUGUGAUUUUUGACAAAUCAAACCAAUUUUUGGAAUGCUGGUUCACUGGUAAACAGCAAUUGCCACUUGGCAUUUAUUUUUGCCAGUGUUUUUUAUAUGUACAGGUGUAUGUUCAAGAGGAAAGAUAUGUGAUAAGAGCUCAGUUUUACACAACAGUGUCUUUUGAAAACCUAUUUUUUCAGCCUCAGGUUUUUCAGUCUAAUGCGUACUGUUACUAGUUACCAACAAAACAAAAAGGAACUUUUACCUUUAUAGAGCAAUUCAUUAUUGUUUUGUUAACUGAUUAAAAUAAUUUUUGAAAAUUUUGUGUACAGGCUAUGUCCCCGCCUAUAGCAAAUCCUGCUGGCCGCGCAAGACCCAUCUCUGCUCAAGUAAAGCCGAAGAAUACAAUAAUAACACGAAGUAAUAGUGCUGAUAAGCUUCUUCAAGUUACUAGUGCACGCAUGGUGAGUUUGCUCUUACACACAUUUUUAUGUACAUGAUUAUGUACACAUGCCAUUAACUUUGUCCUGAAUAUAGAAUGGUCUCAAUUAUUACCAGAGCCUUGAAGAGUGGGGUUUCACUUGUACAUGUAGAUUUAAUUUUCAGCUCAGCCAUUGCCUGGACUGAUCUGUUAAGCAUUUGGUACAUUUAAAUGGGAUAUUUCCUGCAUAAAUUUCCUGUGAUACAAAUAAGGAGAAUUUAUUUAACAAUCAAGACCACCUCUAUUUUUGAUCAAACAGAGUUACAGUAACCGUAGGAAAAGAAUGUUGGUCACUCUUAAGGUUUAUUGUUUAAUCACUGGGUUAUCCCCAACGUGAUGUCAUUUGUCCUUAUUAGAGUAGAAAAUCUUUGUGGGGCAAGCUCUGUGAGAAAAAAAUAAAAUAUACCACUUGUAAGAGUGAGCAUUACUUUAGAAAAUGGUGAAGAUGAUCACAGGACAAUUUCCAGUGUUUUCAGGUUGUUGAAAAACUAGAGUAAAAAAAUUGUUUUUUUAUUCUUCUUGUUGAGUAUGUUUGCAAUGUUGUUUGGUGGCUUUUUAGUUUUCUGUUUACGGUAAAGGGGUAGCUUGAUAUUCUUUUGUUGAUCAAUGCUUAGAUGUCAUGUUCUUGUUUCUAUUUUUUAGGUUCCAGCCCAAAGACCUCCUUCAGCUAAAGCACUACACCGACCUACAAGAAAGCCAGUACCAAACCACACCUUAAACCGUUCACCUUAUGAGAGUUAUUCACAAACACAUGGAACAAUAUCGAAAAGCUCACUGCAGUCUUUACAGUCUAGAAUCUGGUAGCCAAAUGUUUUCAAAUUUGCUAGUACAUAAAAUUAAAUUUUAACUACCUUUUUUCUGGAGAAAAUUGAUUUUAUUAGUGAGGAUCCGUCUACCAUUGCCACUUGCCAAAGAUUUUUAUGCCUUAUAUGUUUUGUACAAAUUUUUGCAGUUGUCUGUGGGAUCUAAAUAGUCCGUAAGUAAUGAGGAGUCAAGAUGUUUUGGUUAGUAGGGUAGAAAGCAGACAGUUAGGAGUAAAAAUACACUAUUCAACCUUCAAACCAAAACCUUUUGACUUCGAUUUGUGAAAAAUAUUCCAACUUUUUGUCAAAACUUUGUGAGGUGUCAGUAGUAGCUAAGUGAAAACUUGACUGUAACUUUAAGGAACUAUAAAGGUAUUUAUU
Porites lobata is the source of this 7737-nucleotide messenger RNA. The record is from the annotation of a GenBank genome assembly. NCBI's taxonomy places the organism in Eukaryota, Metazoa, Cnidaria, Anthozoa, Scleractinia, Poritidae.